This is a messenger RNA of Linum tenue, 2450 nucleotides long. Lineage: Eukaryota; Viridiplantae; Streptophyta; Magnoliopsida; Malpighiales; Linaceae. The record is from the annotation of a GenBank genome assembly.
CCCUCGUUGCUUACCUACCAUUUCGUUUUUGUUUUUCUCUCGCCUCGAACUUUCCCGAGAAAAUUCAAAACGAACGAUUUUCAAUUCCUCCCCCUUCGGCAACUCCACAUUUUCUUUCCUUAUCUAGAUUCUCUGAAUCCAAAAGGAGCGUCAGGACUCAGAGUCUCCCGCAUUUCAAUUCUCAUUCUCUUCUCUCCGAUUUUGUCAUUUACCCCAAUUUCGUGCGCCGCGAAUCAAUCAGUCGAGGCGAAAUCUGUAGAGUAAGCGGAUUGUAAUCCCUCUUCUUUCGUUUGCUUCGGUGGAGACUCCAUUGGUGAGGUAAGCAGCAUCGACUGUGUCAAAUUGAGGCGUUCACUCUUCGAUUGUUGUGGUUGAUCAAGCGACGGAAGAAGGGGGGUAAAAAAACGAGCUGCUAUAAGUAAUCGAGGUUAUUCUCCGAGUGAAGAGGGAAUUGGGGGAGAAGGGAAAAUGACGAUCGGGUUCGAGUCGAUGCCGGGGAGCUCAGGGUACCUGGAUUUGUUCCCGGAGAGGAGAAUGUCUUAUUUCAGUAACCCGUACGUGUUGGGAUUGACUGUGAUUGCCGGAAUCGGCGGUCUGCUCUUCGGCUACGAUACUGGUGUUAUUUCAGGGGCUCUUCUAUAUAUUAAAGAUGAUUUCGAGGUGGUCAAUCAAAGCAGCUUCCUUCAGGAAACAAUAGUUAGCAUGGCGCUGGUUGGUGCUAUGAUAGGAGCUGCAUCAGGGGGUUGGAUCAAUGAUGCAUACGGCCGCAAGAAGGCUACUCUGCUUGCUGAUGUAGUCUUUGCUAGUGGAUCGCUUGUUAUGGCGGCUGCACCCAAUCCGUAUGUCCUGAUUUUGGGCCGGCUUUUAGUCGGCCUAGGUGUUGGUGUAGCAUCUGUGACUGCUCCUGUGUACAUUGCAGAAGCAGCUCCAUCGGAAGUGAGGGGAGGGUUAGUGAGCACUAAUGUGCUAAUGAUAACUGGUGGACAGUUUCUGUCGUAUGUUGUGAAUCUUGCUUUUACAGAGGUUCCAGGAACUUGGAGGUGGAUGCUUGGUGUCGCUGCUGUGCCAGCUAUCAUCCAGUUUUGCCUCAUGCUCUUUAUGCCCGAGUCUCCUAGAUGGCUUUUCAUGCAGAAUGAAGACACCAAAGCCAUUGCUAUACUUGCCAGGAUAUAUGACAUUGAUCGAUUGGAGGACGAGAUUGAACACCUCUCUGCUUCUUCCUUGGAAGACCGAAAAGAAGAAAAUGCAGUCACUUACUUCGACGUCUUCAAAACCAAAGAAAUCAGGCUCGCAUUCCUCGCUGGAGCCGGACUUCAGGCCUUUCAACAGUUCACCGGGAUAAACACCGUAAUGUACUACAGCCCAACAAUCGUCCAAAUGGCUGGCUUCUCAUCCAACCAGCUCGCCCUCCUCCUCUCCUUAGUCGUCGCAGCCAUGAACGCCGCAGGAACCAUCCUCGGUAUCUACCUCAUCGACCACUUCGGCCGCAAGAAGCUGGCACUCUCGAGCCUCUCGGGAGUCAUCGUCUCCCUCAUCAUCCUGUCCGGUGCAUUCUACGGCCAAUCCGCCUCCCCAUCGAACUCCCUCUUCGGAUGGCUCGCCGUGAUCGGGCUAGCCCUCUACAUUGCCUUCUUCUCCCCCGGGAUGGGACCCGUCCCUUGGACUGUCAACUCGGAGAUCUACCCUUCCCAGUACAGAGGCCUCUGCGGCGGAAUGUCGGCCACCAUCAACUGGAUAUCCAACCUGAUAGUUGCUCAGAGCUUUCUCUCCAUUGCCGAGGUCGCCGGCGCUGCCACGACGUUCUUGAUCCUCGCAGGGAUAGCAGUGGCAGCGGUGGUGUUCGUGGCGGCGUAUGUGCCGGAGACUAAAGGGUUGACGUUUGCCGAGGUGGAGCAGAUAUGGAAGGAAAGGGCUUGGGGGAGUGGGUACAACUCUGAGAGCCUUCUCGAACGUGGAGACGAAGAUGAAUCCUCGCUGCCGUCGUGAGAAGAUUGGUUAUUUAAAACUGUGGUAUGGUGUGUAUAAUGUGAGAAUUUGCAGGUAGAAUUGUUGUAUUUGUAAAAGUGAUAUACUUGCGAUUGCGUUAAGAAAGAGAUGGUCUUGGUUUUAAACGGUAGGGAUGUUGGAACGGCGAUCUCACCGUCGAUCGGCGACGGAGACUGCGGACGGCGGCAGUGGAAUGGCUCCUGAUCAAUGGCCCUUCUUCCGCUUAGCAAUAGGAAUUAGGAAAUUUGGCGGUGAGUGACGCGGGAAACGUUAUGGGUUUCGGAGUUGGCGGGCCCGUGAAUUGGAAAAUGGGCCUUUUGUUGAGCCAUAUUUCUAUUUCGCUCCAAUUCAUAACUGCCCGGUAUGUUUUUGCCCUCGUUUGGCCCAACUUUUAUGUCCGAUAUCCUUCUUGAUAAAUUAUCAAUUUCAUGCGUGUCAUUCGUUGGGGAAAAAAUCUAUUCGGU